CCACAACUCGUCACAUAUUUCCUCUUCAACAUCUGCCCGCUGCUACUGCUUGAUCUUGUUCUCCCAAGCGCAAAUCCUCACCAUAAGAAUCAAAUUUCUUCUGGAAGACUGUCGCCAUCAUGUCGAAAGUUACAGUCGCCGGAGUGCGCCAAAAUGUGCAACAAAUCCUCGAUUACUCCCUAAACGAGAAGAAGAGGAACUUCCUCGAGACCGUCGAGCUCCAGAUCGGCUUGAAGAACUAUGAUCCUCAGCGUGACAAGCGUUUCUCCGGCACCAUCAAGUUGCCCUCCGUUCCCCGCCCUGGAAUGAGCAUCUGCGUUCUCGGUGACCAACAUGAUAUCGAUCGUGCCAAGCAUCUCGGUAUCGACUCCAUGUCCACUGAGGACUUGAAGAAGCUGAACAAGAACAAGAAGCUCAUCAAGAAGCUGGCGCGCAAGUAUGAUGCUUUCAUCGCCUCCGACAGCAUCAUCAAGAUGGUUCCCCGUCUUUUGGGACCUGGUCUCUCCAAGGCUGGCAAAUUCCCCACACCCGUCUCCCACGCCGAAGACCUCUCCAACAAGAUCAACGACGUCAAGUCCACCAUCAAGUUCCAGUUGAAGAAGGUUCUGUGUCUCGGUGUUGCCGUUGGCAAUGUCGGAAUGACUGAGGACGAACUGAUCUCCAACAUCAUGUUGGCCAUCAACUACCUGGUCAGUUUGUUGAAGAAGGGAUGGCAGAACGUUGGUAGCUUGACCAUCAAGGCUUCCAUGUCCCCGCCAAAGAGAUUGUAUUAGAUGCAAGCGUUCCUUUUGCGCUGCUGUCUUUUCUCUCGCGUUGGGUUGCGUGGUUGUGAUGUCUUGGUGUCAAGUUGGGCGGAAUUAGGUAUAUGUAGAAUAUACGUUAAUCAAAUAUGAUUGUCCCGCCUGAAUUACACUUGGAUUUAGUAGCUUUUUAUUCAUGAGCGUAGAGCUAGCUAUAUUUUCCUGCCCUCUGCCCUUGUUUAGGAACGUAGGCAGGCAUCCGCAGCCAUAUCUCUUGAAGAACAAUUCUAAGAUGAGUAAAUGUGAUAAUUAUUUAUACAUACAGCAUACAAUCCGUGUUUGACAAUUUAUGAAAUCAAAACACAGAUAUGCCCAGCUACCAUUUCCCACUCACUCCAUCCCCUCCAUCAAAUCUGUCUUAUCCAAAAUCAUCCCCCGCAUCCCAAUAAACUCCCUCAGACUCUCCCACUCCUCCCCUUCCUCCUCCCCAAUCCUCCUCGGGUCCUUAAACCCCCACGCCACCGCAACUUUAUCCAUAGCCGCACGCUCCUCUUCGCGCAACCAACGCUCCCGCAGCGGCAUGCCCGGUAUCCACACCACGCGCAUCAUCUGAUCAUUCGCCGUGGUGAUCGCAACCAUGCCAAUAGACGCCGUAAAGCCUAUAUAGGCAAGAAUUGCGGAGAACGACACCCAGAGUGCAGUGCUGGGUUCCAUAGCCGUUUGGAGGGUCGAUAUGUAUGAUGAUGCAGCAUAAGCCGCUGUUGGGGCAGUAGCUAGACCUGUCAAUGGCAGGGCAGCUUUGCGGAAUAUCUUGGAUCGGUAGUAGGCUUGUUUGCAGAAGGAUUCGUCGAUGAUGGCGAGGCAGAGGGGUAGGUUCUUUUUCUCAAUGGCUGUGUCGAGGGCGAUGUUUGCAAGGUCUUGCGGGAUUGCGUUCUUGACAGUUUUGGGGUUAGGUUUAUGGUAGGUGAUGGUGGAGCCGUUAUCGUUAGGAAUCGGUUUCGUGGCGUAAAGUGAGAAGAUUUCGGGGAAGUUGUCGGCUUGCUUGAGCUGUGACUGCAGCAGCGUGUAUUGACGGAGGACAUCUGGCGAAAUGAAAAUUUUGGGAUCUCGGAGGAAGUUAUUUAGCAUUGAUGAUAUUUCAGUUGCUAUUUUAGAUUGGAGGUUUGGGUUUUGCGAGGGCGUUUUCUUUGAUUUUUUAGGCGCGGUUUGUACGUCCGAUGCGGUUCCAUUCCCACCGUUUUCUACGUCUAGAUCUAGGAGGGACGACGUGGCACUAUUAUCGCCUCG
Molecule: messenger RNA, 2027 nt
Organism: Blastomyces dermatitidis ER-3
Lineage: Eukaryota; Fungi; Ascomycota; Eurotiomycetes; Onygenales; Ajellomycetaceae
Product: 60S ribosomal protein L10a
Exons: 4
Coding region: 120-773 (217 amino acids)
Biological process (GO): translation
Cellular component (GO): large ribosomal subunit
Molecular function (GO): RNA binding; structural constituent of ribosome
Source: RefSeq, a predicted model, not a curated record